CGGGAACCACGUGGGUUAGGGGCGGGUUUCCGGUGCCGGCGACAGGAGGCGGAGUGGAAGUUCUAGCAGCUGGAGGGGACCAUGGCCAACAGUGAGCGCACCUUCAUCGCCAUCAAGCCUGAUGGGGUCCAGCGCCAGCUUGUGGGAGAGAUCAUCAAGCGUUUUGAGCAGAAGGGGUUCCGCCUUGUUGCUAUGAAAUUCAUACAGGCUUCUGAAGACCUUCUCAAGGAACACUACAUCGACCUGAAGGACCGUCCAUUCUUUACUGGCUUGGUGAAAUACAUGCACUCAGGGCCAGUGGUUGCCAUGGUCUGGGAGGGGCUGAAUGUUGUGAAGACAGGCCGAGUGAUGCUUGGGGAGACCAACCCAGCGGAUUCCAAACCUGGGACCAUCCGGGGGGACUUUUGUAUCCAAGUUGGCAGGAACAUUAUCCACGGCAGUGACUCUGUGGAGAGUGCGGAGAAGGAGAUCGCCCUGUGGUUCCGGCCCGAGGAGCUCGUAGAUUACAAGAGCUGCGCCCAGAACUGGAUCUAUGAGUGACGAGUGACGUGGAAGCAGCAGACAGUGCUUCUCUCUCUCCGUGUCCUCUCCCUCCCACGGCAGGGGCCAGACCAUAGCCGAUCUGCUUGGUUCUGAGAACUUCCUUGUUAUCUGGGGGGACGCUCUCGGAGCUGCGAGUGUUCCCUGUGCAGUGUUAUAUGCUACCAUUAGAUUAAAAUGUUUCACCCCAACUGGGAUUCAUCGA
Messenger RNA from Artibeus jamaicensis (Jamaican fruit-eating bat), 745 nucleotides. It is a transcript of the gene NME1, whose product is annotated as NME/NM23 nucleoside diphosphate kinase 1. Gene Ontology annotation, biological process: CTP biosynthetic process; UTP biosynthetic process; GTP biosynthetic process. The transcript has 5 exons. The record is from RefSeq and is a predicted model, not a curated record. The coding region runs from base 82 to 540 and encodes 152 amino acids. Gene Ontology annotation, molecular function: nucleoside diphosphate kinase activity. Lineage: Eukaryota; Metazoa; Chordata; Mammalia; Chiroptera; Phyllostomidae.